AUGAAAUCCAGUACUUCAUUGUUGUUUCUUCUUUAUGCACUCAUCAAUCUCUUUAUUCUCGUCAAUACGGACAAAGUGGAGGAUGAUAACCUACCCCGAGAUGCUAAAGUCUACAAAUGUAGAAACACCGGCAAUUACACAUCCACCAGUUACAAAAAUAACAUCAAAUCUGCACUCUAUGUAGUCGCCAAAAACAUCGCAGCCAAUAACGGCUUUUACCAUUCAACAGCAGGUACCACUGAACCGGUCAACGCUGUUGGCCUUUGUCCAGGUUUCCUUCGCUCAAACUUUUGUGAGGAGUGCGUGAAUAGCACCAUCCCAUUGCUUGAAACGAACUGCCCUAAUCAAAAGGAAGGUGUGGCGUGGGUCAAGGAGUGUAUGAUACGUUACUCAGAUCGUAAAAUUAUGGGAGUGCUUGAUGACUGGUUUUGGGUCCACUUUCCGGAGCUAGCUUAA
Lactuca virosa is the source of this 456-nucleotide messenger RNA. Lineage: Eukaryota; Viridiplantae; Streptophyta; Magnoliopsida; Asterales; Asteraceae. The record is from the annotation of a GenBank genome assembly.